Molecule: messenger RNA, 2959 nt
Organism: Anopheles cruzii
Lineage: Eukaryota; Metazoa; Arthropoda; Insecta; Diptera; Culicidae
Gene: Rab32
Product: ras-related protein Rab-32
Exons: 6
Coding region: 566-1993 (475 amino acids)
Biological process (GO): vesicle-mediated transport
Cellular component (GO): trans-Golgi network; Golgi apparatus; vesicle
Molecular function (GO): GTP binding; GTPase activity
Source: RefSeq, a predicted model, not a curated record
ACUCACCCGGAACACGGACGACAUCGAGAUCAUCGACGGCGGCGGUGACGGCGGUGGCCCGGGUACAGCGAACAUUGAAACCGGUAAUGGUCGGCCUCGGAGCGGCGGCAGCGGUGUUCAUCGUCAAUCGUCCCAGAACGAAUCGUCGUCGCUGUCGUCGGCUAAACCAAUUAGUCCGUUCCCUCAGCCGCCAGCAGCAGGACCGAUUGCGACUGCGGCUACGACGACGACGCAAUCAGGUGCCGCGAUCGCGAAGGAAUCAUUCGGUGUCGAGCAGUCGAGCGUCACGCAGUCGCGGCCAGCAGUGGAUCAGCAGCGGUUGUCUAGCUUGCUGAGCGGUGACUACAUAGCGGAGAUUAAUAAGUUUUCGAUCGAAAAGCUCGGCUCGGGCAAGGAGGAUCUGCCAGCGCCGCUGCCGCCGCCGGUACCGUCGCCGCGCGGUUCGCUGUCGAUACGGGAAAAGUUUUUCCACCCAUUAGCGCCUCCUUCGGCCACCGCUGCGGCGUCGUCGUCGUCGGUGUCAACGUCGGUCGUCGUCGGCGGCGACGAGAGUACGGAGGAUUUUAUGAGGAAGUCGAAGGGAGCCGCCGCAGCAGCAGGCCGCUCGAAGGGUGCCGCUGGCAAAGGCAGCCAGGCCAGCAAGGAGCAGUCGGCGGAGCAGAGUAGUGCAGGCGGAGAAGCAGCAGGCAGUAGCAGUGGUGGUGCUGAAGGCCCACCAGUGACGACGACGGUGCGCACGCAGGAAGCGGCCAAACCGUACCAGCUCGGCAACAGUCUGAAGAACCCGAACAAUUCCGGAUUUAAGUCGAUCGAAGGAGGACCUUCCGCCGCCGCCGGUACGCAGCAGCAGCAGCCGGGAGGCAGUGCCGAUUCCAGUCGACAGGACGACAGCCCGGACGGCCCGGGACCGAAGAUCGUGUUCGAUAUCGGAACGCAGGUACGCCCCGAUAGAACCUCCACCAUCCUCGCCGGUCAGUCGGUGAGCGUCGGUCAGACGCUCACGGCGCCCCUAGUCGGCGGCGAGGGGGGCGGCAGUGGUGCCCUUUCGGGGACGUUCUCCUCGUUCGGGGGCUCGUACGACGGCGCGGAGCCGGCCAGCGACAGCCAGGCCGCCGACGGGUCGCGGCGACGCAUAGCGUACGUUGAGCAGCCGACCUUCUACACGCCCGAGGAGGAGGAGCUGCUCACCGGCAAAGCGUCGUCCCUGCUGUCGAGUGCGCUCGAGUCCACCAGCCCCGAGUACUCGCUGGAGUCGGCCGACUAUCUCGACAGCAAAAUGCCCCCGCACGGUGAUUUACUGCUCGAGAAGGGGGCCACCGACCGGGAAGUGGCAAACAUGGCAGGAACGGCACCGGCCGAGAAGCGGGAGCAUCUCUACAAAAUCCUCGUCAUCGGCGAGCUCGGCACCGGCAAAACGUCGUUCAUCAAGCGGUACGUGCACCAGUUCUUUAGCCAAAACUAUCGCGCCACGAUCGGCGUGGACUUUGCCCUGAAGGUACUCAACUGGGACCAGAGCACCAUCAUCCGGCUGCAGCUGUGGGAUAUUGCCGGCCAAGAGCGCUUCGGUAACAUGACACGAGUGUACUACAAGGAAGCGGUCGGUGCGUUCAUCGUGUUUGACGUGACGCGCAGUGCCACCUUCGAUGCGGUGAUCAAGUGGAAGCAGGACCUCGACUCGAAAGUGCAGCUCCCGGACGGCAAACCGAUCCCGUGCAUACUCUUAGCGAACAAGAGCGACCAGCAGAAGCAGGGAAUCGUCACGACGCCGGCCAAGCUGGAUGAGUACGUCAAGGAGCACGGGUUCGCCGGCUGGUUCGAGACGUCGGCCAAGGAGAACGUUAACAUCGAGGAAGCGGCCAAAUCGUUAGUCAAUAAGAUUUUAAUGAAUGACAAACUGCUAAACACCGGUGAGGUCGCCGAUUCGGAACGGUUUGCGCUGGCCGGUAGCAGUAAGACCGGUGACGUUGACCAGAAAAAGUCCUGUCCCUGCUGACCGUCGUUCGCCCGUCCCUCGGAUUCCGGAUCGAGAUGCGUGAUGGUGUGCGUGUUUGUGUGUGUGUGUGUGUACCGUACGUGUAUCUGUCUGUCCUGUCUGUCUAUCUGUCUGUUUGUGUCUGUGUGUCUUGUCCGUGUUUAGGUGUGUCCGCGACCCACCCUGUUACGCCAUCUACGGUCAGCUAUGGGUUUUGUUUGUUUUCCGGGGUUUCCCUUUAGUUGUUUUAUUACUGUUACAAAGAAAAUUUUGUUUUACUACUACACGAAAAAAACACUACUACCUACUACUAUCUACUACUAUUACUACUACUAAAACCAACUAAUAUAAUAUUAUGAAAGCUAUGCCCUUAUUGUUACACCUCUUAAACAUCUGCACCCUGCAUCGGGGGUCUGAUGGACCCCCGGCCCGUUUUUAUGAGACAAACUAUUACCCUAUCACUGAUUAUAUUACUCCACUUUGUACGUUGUUCGGUUCACCGUUUCGAUUACACACUUACGUACCACGAAGGGUUUUGUUUUACGUCCGGGAGACAAACACCGGACGGCCAUGUCGGCUCCGUCCGCGCUAGUUAAGGGUUCGUGGGAUCACAGUAUGGAAAAGCGUCUCCUUAUGUGCCACGGCCGACGAGGACCAAGGCAAAACGUGACGUCCAAAUGGAAGAAGGAAAACAGGCCGUCCGCUGAAGGAGCAACCUAGUAAACGAGAUCUUAUGUGUAACAAAUUCACCCGCCCAAAACCGCCUCGCCGUUGAGUCCGGUCCGGAAGACGGAACCAAAUGCAGCAACGGUUCUCGAAAGCGAUCGCGCGCACGACGACGACGGAUGCACGGAUGCGUCUUCCGGGGUCUUGUUGGUCCGCUUGUUGCGCGCAUUACGCACUGCACUCCAUUUCUAGGGUCAUUACGAAGAACAAAACCAAAAGUACAGGUUCUCGAAAGGUGGAUGGAAACAAAUAAAACCAAAA